GGGAGCUGGCCAACCUUCCUUCUUCCACAAGCUGAUUAAAAACAAGGACAGAGGUCUGAGAUUCCAGAGGCCCUCUACUUGUUGUGGUGUGCAGAGGACAUACUGUUUCCAGGGUGUCAGAAGAUUAAAGCUCACUGCUGAGCUACCUAAGGAAGAUUUCUUAAACCCAAGAGUGAGAAAAGCUCAGACGGCAGUGACUCUCAGUCAUCAAAUCUCCGUAGACAUUCAGCUUAAGACAUGGCCAGGCACAUGAGCACACAGCUGCUGCUCCUGCUGGUAUACGGGGCCUUAGGUGCAGCCCAUCCCACAACUCCUCCAGGCAAGCCUCAUCCUCUUUCUGUCUGUAUCGAUGCCAAACACCACAAGGAAAAGCCAGGCCCUGAAGACAACUUGCAUGGUCAGUGCAGCCCCUGGAAGAAGAAUUCCUGUUGCACCAGCAACACCAGCCAGGAAGCACAUAAGGACGUGUCCUACCUCUAUAGUUUCAACUGGAACCACUGUGGCAAGAUGACACCCUCCUGCAAACGGCAUUUCAUCCAGGACACCUGUCUCUAUGAGUGCUCCCCUAACUUGGGGCCCUGGAUCCGGCAGGUUAACCAAAGCUGGCGCAAAGAGCGGUUCCUGGAUGUGCCGUUAUGCAAAGAGGACUGUCAGCGCUGGUGGGAGGAUUGUCGUACCUCCUUCACCUGCAAGAGCAAUUGGCACAAGGGCUGGAACUGGACCUCAGGGUAUAACCAGUGCCCCAUCGGAGCUGCCUGCCACCCCUUCCACUUCUACUUCCCCACGCCUGCUGCUCUGUGUGAAGAGAUCUGGAGUCACUCUUACAAAGUGAGCAACUACAGCCGGGGGAGCGGCCGAUGCAUCCAGAUGUGGUUUGAUCCAGCCCAGGGCAACCCCAAUGAGGAGGUGGCAAGGUUAUAUGCUCAGGCCAUGAGUGGGGCUGGGCAUCCUGGGGCCUGGCCUUUCCUGCUCAGCCUGGCCCUGGCUCUGCUCUGGCUGCUCAGCUGAAUCCCCUUUACCCUGGGUGCCCCGCUUAGUUCCCCAGCCCUCAGCUCUUCUGAGAUCCUCUGUGGUGGGAAAUCCAACAGCAGUUUCAAAUAAACUAGACACUCCA
Dipodomys spectabilis (banner-tailed kangaroo rat) is the source of this 1114-nucleotide messenger RNA. Its product is annotated as folate receptor alpha-like. NCBI's taxonomy places the organism in Eukaryota, Metazoa, Chordata, Mammalia, Rodentia, Heteromyidae. Gene Ontology annotation, cellular component: external side of plasma membrane. Gene Ontology annotation, molecular function: signaling receptor activity. The transcript has 6 exons. Bases 238 to 1008 code for a protein of 256 amino acids. Gene Ontology annotation, biological process: cell adhesion; sperm-egg recognition; fusion of sperm to egg plasma membrane involved in single fertilization. The record is from RefSeq and is a predicted model, not a curated record.